AUGGCUUGGUUGUCAUGGAUGUGCCUCCUCUUCAUGCUCUUUAAUACUUGUUCAUCAGCUAACUCUUCCUCUUCUCUGUCUUCAAGGCAUUUAUGCCAUCCUGACGAUAGCUUUGCUUUGCUUCAAUUCAAGAACUCCUUCUAUUCUAGUAGGACUAUUUUUUGGGAGAAAGGCAAGGAUUGUUGCGAAUGGAGGGGAGUCACUUGUGGAAAGGUGACUGGUCAUGUGAUCGGUCUCAACCUUGGUCUUAGUGGCCUUCAAGGCAAUAUCCAUUCCAAUUGCAGCUUAUUCUUUCUUCGCCAUCUCGAGAGGUUAGACCUCUCGGAUAAUGAUUUCAGAGGUUCCCCAAUUUCGUCCAAGUUUGGUGGAUUUGAAAGUUUGACUUACCUUGACCUCUCUUUCUCUAAUUUCAACGGGCCAGUCCCCCCCGAAAUUUCCCACCUUUCCAACUUAGUUUCACUCAAUCUCUCGCUACCUAAUGUGAGACUAGAUACUCUUAGCUUCAACAGAAUUGUAAAAAACCUAACCAAUCUUAGGGAGCUUAAUCUAUACACUGUUGACAUGUCAUCAGUUGUACUUGAUUCCUUCAAGAAUUUGUCUUCUUCUUUGAACACUCUUAGACUCUCCAGGUGCAACUUGCAAGGAAAAUUUCCAGAAAGCAUUUUUCGCCGACCAAACCUUCGAUUAUUAUAUUUAGGUUAUAACCGUAAUCUCACAGGUUAUUUCCCCAAGUCUAACUGGAGCGGUCCACUUGAAACCUUGCGGCUCUCUUAUACUAGAAUCUCAGUAGAUUGGCAUCAUCUGACAAGAAAUUUCAAGUCUUUGAGAGAUUUGUCUCUCAGAAAUUGCAGUUUUGUAGGACCAUAUCCUGCAUUACCUGGUAACCUCACACAAAUCAUGCAGUUGGACCUCUCACAUAACGGUUUCGGAGGCCAAAUUCCAUGGUCGCUUCUGAAGCUUGAGAGACUCACUAACUUGGAUCUUAGUGGAAACAAUUAUGUCGGUCAAUUUCCAGAAGUUGAUAGAAACUCGACAUCGAUCUCUUCUUUGUAUGAUUUUUCAGAAAAACAACAGGUGGUUCCUAUUCCUCGACACUUAACCGAGCUCGAUUUAUAUGAGAACUUACUCAACGGAACAAUACCAUCUUGGUUAGGUAGUUUGCCAUCAUUGGAGGUUCUUAGCGUGGCAAGCAACCAACUCAGCGGUGACAUCAUUGAAUUCCAAACUAGUCAUUCUUUGACACUGCUUGAUUUCAGUGAUAACAAGCUGCAUGGCCUGAUUCCAAGAUCAAUCUUUGAACUUGAGAAGGUUACAGAGAUUGAUCUAUCAUCCAAUAACUUGAGUGGCAUUGUAGAGUUGGAAAAGUUUUCAAAACUCCAAAGUCUUUCUUACCUUAAUCUUUCCUCUAACCAUCUAUCCUUGAGUUUCCACCAUUUGAGUAACAACACUUGGCCUCAACUUUCGAUCCUAGCUUUGUCGUCUUGCAACAUAAGUGAGUUCCCAUACUUUCUAAGAGCCUCACAAAACUUGGAGACAUUAGACCUUUCCCACAACAAAAUUCAAGGUGAGGUUCCCAAAUGGUUGUCGGAUGUGGCUAAAGAUUCAUUGAGGCAAUUGGAUCUUUCUUACAACUUUUUCACAGGUGCUGUAAGACAGUUUCGAUGGAAAAACCUUCGAUAUCUUAACCUUGGCAGCAAUUCGCUCCAAGGAGAGCUUCCAAUUCCACCACCUUCCACAAUUUUCUUUUUCAUAUCAAACAACCAAUUGACUGGAGAGAUGCCUCCAACCAUUUGCAGCUUGAGUAGACUUCAAAUCCUUGAUUUGUCUAAUAAUAAAUUGAGUGGUAAAAUUCAUCAAUGCUUAGGAAACUUCAGUCAAAGCCUCUCCGUUUUGGAUUUGAGGAAGAAUAAAUUUGAUGGCAUGAUUCCUAUGACAUUUUCUAAGGGAAACGUUUUGAGAAAUCUUGGCCUUGAUGGAAAUCAAUUGGAAGGACCCUUGCCACCAUCUUUGCUCACAUGUAGAGAUUUGGAAGUUCUAGACGUGGGAAACAACAAAAUUCAUGACACCUUCCCUAAUUGGCUGGAAUCUCUUCCCAAGUUGCAAGUUCUUAUCUUGAGGUCUAACAAAUUCCAUGGUGCAAUAGGAAAUCCGAAAUCUAAGUUUCCAUUCCAAAAAUUGCGCAUCAUGGACCUCUCCCACAAUCUGUUUAGCGGUCUUUUGCCAACAAAAUAUUUUGAAAAUUUAGCUGCCAUGAUAAACUCACAAGAGCAUGAAUUGAAAUAUAUGGGAGAGGGCUACUAUCACGACACUGUGGUGGUGACAAUUAAAGGCUUCGAAAUUGAAAUGGUGAAGAUCCAAACUUUCUUCACAAGUAUAGAUUUCUCAAACAACAGUUUUAUAGGAGAGAUUUCAAAUGUAAUCGGUAAGCUUAAAUCAUUGAAGGGGCUUAACUUUUCAAAUAAUGAGCUUACAGGUACAAUUCCACCCUCAUUUGGCGAAUUGAGCAAUCUUGAAUGGUUAGAUCUCUCUUCAAAUGGACUUGUUGGUGAGAUUCCGGGGCAAUUGACAAAGUUGACAUCACUAUCAAAGUUCAACGUUUCAGAAAACCAACUUGUGGGGUCCAUACCUCAUGGCAAGCAAUUUGAUACAUUUGAAAAUGAUUCAUAUAGUGGAAAUACAGGAUUGUGUGGAUUGCCACUUUCUAAAACAUGUGGUGCACAUCAAUCACCACCAUCAUCAUUCGGACAAGAGGGUGACUUGGAGCAUGGGAAUGGUUUUGUUUGGAAGGUAGUGUUGAUGGGGUAUGCAUCUGGGGUGGUAAUUGGAAUAUCUGUGGGAUAUCUUGUACUCUCUAACGGAAAACCAAAUUGGCUUGUGAAAGUGGUACGAAGAAAGCAACGUCGUAGAACUGUGGAAAUCACACAACGACGUGCUUGA
Messenger RNA from Prunus avium (sweet cherry), 2937 nucleotides. RefSeq names its product receptor-like protein 6. The record is from RefSeq and is a predicted model, not a curated record. Gene Ontology annotation, molecular function: protein binding. Lineage: Eukaryota; Viridiplantae; Streptophyta; Magnoliopsida; Rosales; Rosaceae.